Molecule: messenger RNA, 1101 nt
Organism: Miscanthus lutarioriparius
Lineage: Eukaryota; Viridiplantae; Streptophyta; Magnoliopsida; Poales; Poaceae
Source: the annotation of a GenBank genome assembly
AUGGGGUUCAAGAUCAAAUACAAGCAGCAGCUGCGGGACACCGUGGCAAGCGGCGGCGGCGGCGGCGGCGGCGUUGGCAGAAGUAGCGGAGCUACACCGCCGACAUCGCCGCCACGAGAACCCGCUCCCUCGCCGCGGCGUUCACCUUCGCCUCCUGAUGCCGAGGAAUCAUCUGAAAAUCUUUGGGAUAUGUUGUGUGUCGCCUCAUUGACUCCAACAGUUUUCUGUAGCAUUGGUGAAAUAAUGUCUAGUGCAACAAUAGAGAGUAAAAUACCUCGACGCAAGGACCACUGCGAUCCCUAUGAUCAUUCUGGUCAACAUGGAAGUACAACCAAGUUGUAUGUGGGAAACAUGUCUCGGUAUACUCGGGAACGAGAUCUUGAGGCUGCUUUUGGCAGAUACGGAAGAUUGCUGACGGUGUAUCUGCAGGGGAGGAACCAUGGCUUUGUUGUGUUUUAUGAUCCCAAGGAUGCAGAUGCUGCAAGAAAUGGCCUAGAUGGCCAAGAAAUUUGUGGGAGCUACAUCACUGUUCAAUUUGCAAGAGAGCACAAAAUGACUCGAUAUGACACGCGUUAUAUUCAUGAUGAUCAAAAUGAUCGACAAGAUGGUAACUCCAAGUUGUUCGUGAGCAACAUUUCUCCACGUACCCAAGAACAUGAUAUUAAGGACCUAUUCAGCAAAUAUGGGAGAGUGCGCAAAGCGAAUCUUAAGGAGAACUAUGGUUUUGUUGAGUUUUGUGAUCCCCAGAACGCAGAUGAUGCAAGGUGUGAACUUAACGGACAAAAAUUUAAUGGGAACCGCAUUGGUGUUAAGUUUGCAACAGGGGUUCCACGUGGUCCAGUAGAUUCUGCUCAAAUCCUCUGCUAUAACUGUGGGGCAGGGGGGCACUUUUCUGGUGAUUGCAAGGCUGGUGACUGGAAAGAUAGGUGCUACCGGUGUGGAGAAAAGGGCCAUCUCAAAAGAAACUGCCGGAACAGUCCUAAGGAUACAGGCGAAGGAGAAGCCAUUCGAGGUCCAAGUCUCCUGUUCAUGGAAUGGGCCAAAGCUGGAGAUACAGGAGUCGCAGUAGGAGUUACAGGUCUUCUGCUGAACCUUGUUUGA